Ogataea philodendri is the source of this 513-nucleotide messenger RNA. RefSeq lists its product as uncharacterized. The transcript has a single exon. The record is from RefSeq and is a predicted model, not a curated record. Bases 1 to 513 code for a protein of 170 amino acids. NCBI's taxonomy places the organism in Eukaryota, Fungi, Ascomycota, Pichiomycetes, Pichiales, Pichiaceae. Gene Ontology annotation, molecular function: transcription cis-regulatory region binding.
AUGUUCUCUCUUUCUAUUCAAAGAGCUCCUUUGCUUGUGUUUUCAAGAAGAUUUAUUUCCACCAGUUUCAGCGUCUGGAACCAGAAUUCAGACUCAAUCCCGGAAGAUCAACCAUCUCUGUCAUUGAAGAAAGUGAGAGACGCAAGUAAGCCAAAGCCCCCAAGGUCUGCUUAUCAAUCAUACAUCAGUCACAGAUUUGCAACGAAUCAAAUCACUGGCAAAAAGGCACCUGAAUUGAUGGCAACUUUUGCCAAAGAUUGGGCCUCCGGGUCCGAUGAAAUCAAGCAAUCAUUUAUCGAGGCACAUAAAAAGUUGAAAGACCAGUAUACAGAAGAACUAGAAGCGUGGAAAGAGAAACAUCUUGUCCGUUCCCCCUACAUUAAUUUUAUCAGGUCUGAAUAUCCUAAGAGAAUUACUACCGACUUUCAAUCUAAUAGCGCCAUUAUUAAAGAACUAGCCGAGGACUGGAACUCUCUUACACCAGAGGAAAAGGAAUCAUAUAGAUCCAAAUGA